AUGGCUAAGGAGCUUCUCAGCGGAAUCGUGGCUGCUGCUGCUGUAACAACUGAGGGCACGUCUAUCCAGCUUGACCCCGGCGAAGUUGAGGGUUUACUCAGGUCUGUUCUCGUCCAAGGCAGUUCUUUCGCCCAGCCGCUGGCACCCUUCUGCGUCUCCAUCAUUGAACAGGCCCUAAAUCGUCUUAGCUCGAAGGCGAAGAACGCUGAGGAAACAACGGCGGAGGCGUUUUUGGCACUGCAAGACCUGGACGCGCUCGUGUGCAGCGUUGCAAGGCUUAAGGCGGAGCUAACAGCAACGCACUUGCAAGAGCCACCAGCGGCGAUAAACGAAAGGGUCAAGUUGCAGAGCGCGGGAAAGGCUUAUGCUGGAAUUCCAGAAAGUAUGAGCUCUCAGGUGAUAGAGCUUGUCCUGUCGAUAGUCGACGAACCCGAAGCCAUAACAGUGGUAAAAUACACAAGGACGUCAUCAGGGAGCACUCAGCUAAGCAGAAAAGGGGCCAAAGUUUCUGUGGAGCAAACACAGCAGCCUCUGACAGUUCCAUCGACCCCUCAAGUUGAUAUGAGUGGAAAAAGCCCCAUUGUCGUGCCACCUGUUCCAGUCGUUUUAGUCACCCCUGGGUCCACACGAAUUUCGGUUGAGAGCGGAGACCUGGAAAGCGCAGGGCAUGGCACAGCAAGUGAAGUAAGCGCCACUGCCGGCGAUGCUGCCAGGCUCUCAGCAAAUGCUAGCUCUCACCAGCAAGCUGGUGAUGAAGAAAGUUUGUCUUUACCUACAGUGGCAUUGUCUGGCCAGCAACCUUCACCGACAGUGAACAUAGUCGGCGCUGGACAGUCGGGAUGGACUAGUAUCCAAACGCGCUUUCCGUCUACUAACCAGCCCGACACUUCCCGAAUCCAUCUGCAAGGCCAUCCUGUCUCAGCAUCUCACGGAGCACAAGAGUCAAUUCAGCUUCACUUUGGGUCACCGUUCGCUAGCGUACAGGGCUACAUGUUACCUGACGGGCCUCCGACGGCCACUCAACUGAUGCGUUUUGGUGAGGCUUCGCCUGUUCAGGGAGCGCAAUCAUCCUCUUCGGCCUCCAUCGGCGUCGACAGUCGUCAGGAGGAUCAAACGUCUCCUCGCAUUCAACAAAUACCCGUCAGAUCGACUCCUGGAAGUGCAGAAAUUGUUCACACAAUAAGCCACUUGACGAGCUCACCCACGUCGGCAUCAGCAAGCUCCAGUCCUUUAGAACAGGGUCAGACAAGUGCACAUAUCACCCUAUCGCCCUCAAAGCAGGAGCCCGUCGGCGUACAUAGUACCCAAAGCAGUUCUAUUGAGCAAGAAGGCGGUCCAUGGAAUCAAACAGGCCAAACCGGUGUGCAUAUAAUGCGCUUUGGAGACGGACAAAGUGGAAUAACAUCAGGCCGACUCGCUCGAACAGUCGAUGCCGCACAGUUUACUGUUCCAGGCCUAGUUGGUACAGCUGUGCCUUUGACGAGUCUGCCCUUCUACAAUUCUCUAGGGGAAACACCAGCAUUUGGUGCGCGCUUUCAUGGAGCACAAGUGGAUUAUGCUCUUGGGAAUACAGGGACCACAAAUGACAUCUGCGUUACGGAGUCGAUGGUAUUUCCAAGUGUAAUUGCUGACAACGGCACGGAAACAAGCCCCGCUCAGUCUCUUGGAGCGCUCGCAGCCUCUGCUGUGGAACGCUGGGCACUACGGAAGGUGCACGAGGUUGUUCAUGAAUCAGUGACCCUGUUUCAUGAUACUGAAGCUAUUAAGAUGCACGCUAAGAAAUUAUUGGAGAGCCACAUUGCUAAGCUAAAAGAAGCCACCGCCCCUGCGCCAUCAUUCAAUUCCUUAACAAGCAGCGGCAUUAAGUCAUACUCUGACGAUGCUCGUCGUAUAUUCUACCAACACUUUUCUUCCCCGCAACUCUUUUCAAUGGUGAAGGAAGAUCAUGGGGCAAGCAUGAAGCUCAGGCUUCGGGCGCAGCUCCUUGAAGAGGAAGGUCAGUCGGUUUACUCGCGAGCGCCAAAGUAUGGCUUUCUCGAUGUUUGUGGCAAGGAUUGCUACAACAAGACGAACACCAAAGCGGGAGACGACCACGCCUCAUAUCCUGUGUUUUUUAUUGCGUUUAUAGUGAUGACUAGUGUCGUUUAUUCACUAGACAGCACAUUGACUCGGUUGAACAGCGCGGCUUACCGUGGACUCACACUAAGCGCCACUUUCUUCGGAGGUCUUGGCCAUCUUCCCUCUUCAUCCCAACAGGGGGCAAACGGCAAUUUCCAAGAGGCACUGGAAACUGUCUUAAACCUCUGGAAGGUUGACACGAACAAAAAGCGUGGAAAAGCGGACACCGUAGAUGAGCGUAUUGUCACAGCAAUCGAAAAAUACGCUGUGGGAUUGGAGCGCUUCGUCAACAUACUUUUCCAAUCACCACGCACACAGCACCUGUACCACCUUGCGGCUCACACAUGGGUGCAAGUGCGUGCCGUCCGCAACGCUUCCGAAGGCUUUUUGCCUGGCAAGGUAGCCAAACUUUCUAACAAAGACAAGCAAGUUGGCGCCAUAUUUUCUAAGCUCUGGUUCGAGAUGGACCUUGCAGUCCGACAGCAUGACAACUCUCUCCUCAAGCCAUUCCCUGGGAUGAUGGCGUCGUUGAUGCUCCAAGUCGCUUUCUUUCUGCACACAGUCGUUGAAGAGUUCCAAACUAAUAUUUUUAAGCGCAUGGGGGCUGCCGUGAAAUCAUUCUUCGCGGGGAUGUUCAGAAAAAACAAGAAGAUGAAAGUUCCAGGUUCUUGGGCUCAAAUUGAAGAGAGAGCUGAGGCACAGCAGAGAAGCGACCCUGCAGGGUUUCAAGGCGCCCUCCAUGCAAUCAGGCAACUUUCGAGCAUGUUUCACAAAAGGUUCCUCCAGCCACUUAUCGAUGCACAGGCGUCUUCCUCUAUUGCACCCGCAUACAUAGCCUUCAUUCACGGUAUUGUUGGGCAGUGGAUGGUUCCACAUAGUGAAAAGCUAAGCUUAAGUGAUCCACGCAUCCCCAGGGCAAAGAAGAUAUUUUACUACAACAUUUUUUCACAUCUCAGCGCCAUGCAGCGCGCUGGCGGCCUCAGAGCGUCUAUUAGAGCGAAGUGA
Molecule: messenger RNA, 3123 nt
Organism: Eimeria necatrix
Lineage: Eukaryota; Apicomplexa; Conoidasida; Eucoccidiorida; Eimeriidae
Exons: 10
Coding region: 1-3123 (1040 amino acids)
Source: RefSeq, a predicted model, not a curated record